AUGGAGAUUUGUGCUUCCGGUGGUGUUAACGCUCUGCGUCAUGCAGUGAAUAUGGGUGGAAACUUGAAUAUCGUGGACUGCAUGGGACGGACCGUCGUGCAUGAAGCCGCUCGUAACGGACAACUCCACGUGCUAGUGGCACUGUCCGGGUUCGGAAUCCCCUUUGACGUGUAUGACGAAGAACUCUCCAACCCAAUUCAUCUGGCGGCAGCAAAAGACGAGAAGUGUUGCAAAUUUUUAGCACAGCGAGGAUGCCGUGUUAAGGUGAAGAAUAAAUUUGGUCAAACACCACGAAUGAUUGCUGUUGCGCAGGACCAAAAGGCCUGUCUGAAAGUGCUGCGCAGACUAGACCGCAACGAAGCUAAUACACCGAAGCGUGCGGAACCAUGGGCGCUUCGCUUGUAUGACUGGUGCACGACAUAUACAGCUGUACUAAGGGAACGAUUCACGCAGCUGGGCGAAUACUUGGCCGUCGAAGCGCAGAGGGCUAGCAGAAUGCAGGCUGAUGUAGCAAAGGGGAACGCCGAGCAGGAAGAAGGGAGCCAACCUGCUGUAGAGUCAUCUGGUCUCCAAGGUGGCAACCAAAGCGUCGAGCGUGGCAGACGAAGCAGAUCAAAACGUGAUGGAAGUGUUCGAAGCUCAAACAGCACUGUGAAGCCGGUGGUGCGACUUCCAGCGGUGGAGUUUGAAAGCGUGUUACAGUCCUUGUCUGCCCCGUACGAUGACACAAUCUUACACACACUUGUUUCCCUUCAUCAACGAGACGCUGAUAACUGUAUCGAUUGGCGAGAAUUUCUCUCCGGGACAAAGUACGUCAACAAGGCCUAUCGUAUGGCGGCUUACGAGAAGGGAGUCAAAAAGUCAAAAGCCAAAAAAGGUACGAACGUUUAUCAGGCGGCCUUGGCAUGGGCUGACCCCAGGGUGAUCGAACAUGUCCAGGAGAAGUGGGAGCUGGCCCAGGAGAAACUCAAGCAACAAAAGAAGUCGGGCAAGACGAGAGGAAAGCAAUCUUUUGCAGCCAGAUCCAAAAGCAAAGCGAAACCAUUAGCACCUGUCUGGCCGGUGCCAGCCAUCGCGAUUCGUCGAUCGCGUUCGUUGUACCGUGUAGCUACAAGAGGGUCCAGCAACAAUCACCCACCAAAUGCUACAGCUCCGCCCAAGAACACCUCCACAUAUUCCAAAUUUCCAUGGCUUACUCUGCCAACUCGAGCAGAACAACUUGUAAAGUUGGCAGAGGCGCGCGAACGUUAUGGAUGGGAUCAUGAUCUUCCAGGAGUUUCACUGCGCCCGUUCGACAGGCGUCUGUCGGAACGUCUAAAGGAAGCGCAAACAGCAGAAUAGUACUCAGCCGAUUUGCCCUGGUACAUUUAUGUAUUACUUAUACACUUUUACAAAAUACCAAAGACACAUUUAC
Messenger RNA from Dicrocoelium dendriticum, 1414 nucleotides. The record is from the annotation of a GenBank genome assembly. NCBI's taxonomy places the organism in Eukaryota, Metazoa, Platyhelminthes, Trematoda, Plagiorchiida, Dicrocoeliidae.